UCAUUUUCAUUUACAAACUGUACGAGGGGGGAGAGUGACGUUUAGUUUCGUUUGUGUUUAGUUUUGUUUUUUUCAAAAGUGUGAAAUUGUAGAAAGUAUUAUCCAUUGUGAGUUUCCUGAUAAGACAAUAACAAAUCAAAAUCGGUUAUAAAUUGAAUAAAUAUAACAUAUGAAGUUCUGUAUUACGACAUUUACGCGCCAAAAAGUGAUAAAAUUUAUAAUUGUUAUUGUUUUUACCAUAUUAUAUUGUGCACUAUGAAAGUAAGAUACGUAAUAUUAUUACAAUCUAUAAAGACACGUUAGGUGAUCGGGUAGAUUUUGAAUCGAUGUUGAGGCAAAAUAUAGCCCACCCUCCUAAACCGGCUAAAGUGGGGUCCCCCGCCCUCCGUAGGAGAAGUAAGGGUAGACAAAGGGUAGUCACCCCUAUUCGGAGGGGAGCUCGAGCCUUGGGCGACCGCCGUUGGUAGGGGAAGGGAUUACUAUUUCAAGUUCUUUUUUUUACUUUCUAACGGGUCGUGCAAGUGUGGGAAACUUUAGUUGUGACUUACUUCGUUCGUUUUUCUUAGUGCUAUAUUAAGUAAAGGAAGUUUGUUUUCUCAUGGAAAAUCGUAUUGAAAUUACAGAUUCAAACUCUAUGGAGUUGAUGGUGAAAAAACAUUUAUUAUCAAAGAGCAAGCUAGCGACCAUACAACACAGAGACGAAGGGACUCAAUUUACAUGUGUAGAGUGUUCGGCUCAGUAUGAUGACAAGGAAAAAUUAGAAUUGCAUCUGUUUUCACAUUACCAUACAUACAGGUUCUUGUGUGGAGUCUGUGGAACUGGACUCAAACGCAAGGAACAUUUAGAUAGACACAUGCAGGAACACACAGAGUACAGACCGCAUGUCUGUCCCGAGUGCGGGAAGGGAUUCAAGCGUAAAGAACAUCUUAAUAUACACAGCUCAAUUCACAAAGGAAACAAAAACUUAGCAUGCUCUCUUUGCCAUAAAACAUUUUACCGUAAGGACCAUCUCCAAAAGCAUUUACAGACACAUAAUAAACACUUUAUGGAGGUUAAUAUUAACCCAGUCAGUGAACAGGAAUUGGAUAUUAAACAGGAGCCAGAGGAGUAUGAUGAACUCCAACCGAUCAUUACAAGUGUAACUGGCAACGCACACAGUGAAUCGUCUAUGGAGAUGGACGAUACAAGUGAAUCAACAGACCAGGCCAGCAACAAUUCUAUAGGGCCUAUGAUAUUCGAUAGCACGAGGCCCUUCAUGUGCCCAGACUGUGGGAAGAGUUACAAGAGGAAGGACCAUCUCAAGAUACACAGCUGGACUCAUAAGAAAAAGGAGGUUCUAUGCGGUCAGUGCGGGAAAGCAUUUCACACGGCUGAUCAGAUGUUGGUUCACGUUAACUUGGUCCACCUCCGAGCCCAUGAAGCCAAUAACGAAGGUGUGAUGCAGCUACGGGCGCUCCUGGGGGACCAGAUAGACAUCGAAGUGCUCAAUGAGGCUCCCUCCCUACUCGUACCGAGGAAGAAACCAUCUCCAGAGAACCGCCCUCACGAGUGUCCUGUUUGUCACCGCAAGUUUAAGAGAAAACAGCAUCUUAAAAUACACGCCAAUGUUCAUCUCAAGCAGACGACGGCGGCGAAUACCGUCUGGUGUUCGCUUUGUAAUGAAGGUUUCUCCGAUAACGCGCUGUUCGAAAGCCAUAGUUGCCAGUGGUCGGGCCAAGACUACGCAGAGAACGGCGAAUACGAGCAGGCGCAGUUCAGCUCGCCGCACGACACUAAGAAAGAAAACAACCCGAUCGAAUUCGUUGAGGUAGUGGUUAAUGAAACAAAUGACCUCCAAGAGGAGGCGAACAUCCCGAUUCCGCGACGCGUGUUCGUCUGCAAGUUCUGCUCCAAGCCCUUCAAGAGGAAAGACCACUACAAGAUACACCUCCACAUACACACCGGCAUCAAGUCCUUCUUCUGUCCCGACUGUGGAAAGGGUUUUUAUAGAAAGGAUCACCUCCAGAAACACAUGAUCGUACACGCCAAGUUCAAAACGAAACCGCGACCCAAGAAGGAGAUCCCUGACCUGUUCCCUAUCGACAUGUUAGCGAAGAAGGACGUUAAACCCGAGAUCACUAUACAUGCUCCGUCUAACACAAAGCUGCGUGUACCGCUGCAGAUCAAGGUGCCGUACCAGAUGGUGGUGUCGCUGGACAACGGCGAGCGACGCGCCGUCACCGUCGACCCGCAGGCCGACGCCUAGCGGCAGCUCUACGGCGCCACUGUACCAUUGACUACCAUCGGAACGAGCCCUUGAGAGAAGACAUUACUGUCUUUUGCUGUAGUCUCUUGUCGUCCAUAAUAUAGAACAUUUUGACCCAGGCCGAGAUACGUAAUGCCUAAAUGAAGAUGACUUCGAAUCUUAAUACAAUAUAGCAUAAUGAUGUGAUUUUUUAUUAGUUUUUAUAUAUAUUUCAUUUAUUAUUACUAGAAGAAUUUAGACAGAAGUAUAGGUCUCUCAGUAAUUCCACAUUCGAGAAUACCAAAAACUUUCUGGUGGAAAAAUCCACUCGUAGGCAUAGUGAAAUGACUUGCCCAGCAACGAGUAGUUAGUUACGCUUAUGACUAUUACAAACUUAACUUUGUCUAAUUACAUUUUAAUAACGUUUAAAUUGUAAUGGUCGUUAGUACAACACAAAUCUUGUAACACUGCGUGAGUAUUGUUCGAAGUAUGAAUGGUAAAUUAUUCUGACCCAAAAUAGUAA
Vanessa tameamea is the source of this 2747-nucleotide messenger RNA. Its product is annotated as zinc finger protein 484-like. NCBI's taxonomy places the organism in Eukaryota, Metazoa, Arthropoda, Insecta, Lepidoptera, Nymphalidae. The transcript has 11 exons. Gene Ontology annotation, biological process: regulation of transcription by RNA polymerase II. Gene Ontology annotation, cellular component: nucleus. The record is from RefSeq and is a predicted model, not a curated record. Gene Ontology annotation, molecular function: RNA polymerase II cis-regulatory region sequence-specific DNA binding; DNA-binding transcription factor activity, RNA polymerase II-specific. The coding region runs from base 599 to 2245 and encodes 548 amino acids.